UCCAAGACACCAAGGUAAGAUGAACUCUCUACUUCUUUUACUUGCACUCUUCACUAUUGGUUACGGUUUUCAGUGCCCUAAAUGCGUUACUAACGACUACUCUAAUGUGAGCGGUUUUUCGGAGGAGAUGAAGACCCUUAUUGAGUCAACUCAAGCUGCAUCUGGAGCUGACUGUGAUGCCCCGGAGAUGGCAACGUGUGAGGAUAACGACAUGGAGUGUGUGACACUAUCAACGAAAGUCAGCUACGAAGUGAGCUCUGAGAAUGUGGAGAUGGAGAAUGUUUCACAUCUUCAGAAGGAAUGCGUGGCUCGCUCGGCAACAUGUUCUGACAUGCAGACUGGGUUUGACUAUGUCAACCAGAUGCUGGAGGGAGCCAUGGUUAUGAAACUGCAAUAUUGUAAUAUCCAGUUUGAGCCUAAUAAUAGGUAUACUAACACUGAGUCUGACACUGAGUCUCACGCUGUCUCGUUCUCCUUUUCACUGGCUGCAGCUCUACCUCUACUCGCCCUACUACUUUAGAGACUAUUACUAGUCAAUGAGUUAUUACCUAGUAACCUAGUAACAGAGUAACCAGUAGCCUAGUAACCAGUAACCAGUUUCGUUAAAGAUUUUGGAUUUUAAUUUCGAUCUUAUAGAAUAACAAAGUUGAAUGUUUGGGCGAUUGUUAACUAGCCGCAUAGAAUAUAUUGAAUGUUAAUUAUUUCAUCUUAUUUAUCAGCUUGACUGUUGACCGAAUUAUUUUCUCAAUAUUUUGGAUAUUACUUCUGAUGAAGCUGUGAUCAUUUCUAACUUUCUAAUUAA
Bolinopsis microptera is the source of this 802-nucleotide messenger RNA. RefSeq lists its product as uncharacterized. Lineage: Eukaryota; Metazoa; Ctenophora; Tentaculata; Lobata; Bolinopsidae. The transcript is spliced from 4 exons. Bases 20 to 520 code for a protein of 166 amino acids. The record is from RefSeq and is a predicted model, not a curated record.